GGAGAAACUUGAGGGCCAGGCGGGCUAUUGCCAGAGUUGACUAUUAUCAUGUCUCCGGCCAGACGUGUUGGUACCAAAUCGAUCGCGCGAAUCGCGACGGAGCAGCAGAACACUGCCCCGCAAAAUUACCAUCAUCUCGGGGUGGCCCCUCAGCCCAGGCGGACAUUUGCCACUGUGCCGGCUACGAAGGAUGAUAAGCCAGCCGUCAUCAGAUGAAUAUUAAAGGCUUUCGGUUUCGCUAUCUAACGUUAAAUGGUCCCACGCUCCCCGGCUUGUCUCUAGUCCGCCAGCUACUCUCUACUCACUGUUCCGCACUAAUAUUACACACUCCCGCGAUCACCAAUGGUUACCCUCGACGAAUACGCUACUAUCUUGCGCCGAUCUGCUCUUGAUCCGGAGCCUUCAGAAAAUGGUAGCCUUUCCGAAGAUGAAGAUGAGGUUCAAGCAACUUGCUCGGAGGAACCCAUUUCGUCGGAGGAGCCCACUGGGCCGGAGGAACCCACUGGGACUGAAGAACACACGGAGACGAAGGAACCUACUCAGCUAGAGGAACUCUUCGGGUCAGAGGACCUCGCGGAAAUUGGCGCAUUCAGAAGGUUUAAUAGGUUCCUUUCUGAAGUAGAUGAACCCACCGACACGAUGGAAGCGGCGAUGGCACGAACAAGUGCGUUUACAUCGCACCAGAGGAAGCCCCCAACCACAUCUACAGGUGAUGAUUAUUUGAAGAGGAUAGAGCGGAUAAAAGAAGAUUGCGACGAGUACGAAACUCAGCUGCUGGGUGGGAUUGUCGAUAAUGAGAAAAUUAGCAUUACGUAUUCCGAUAUCCACGUUGAUCGUUCCAUUCUCGACAGCCUAGAAAAUUUAACGACUCUUUCGCUGAUCCACCCUGAAGCUUUCACAUACGGUGUGCUUCGUUCCAAUCGGGUCUCUGGUGCGCUCCUCUAUGGGCCUUCGGGAACGGGGAAGACACUCCUAGCUCGAGCGUUGUCCAAACAGGCAGGCGUCACUAUGCUCGAAAUCUCCGGUGCAGAUGUUUUACAAAAGUGCGUCGGUGAGGGCGAGAAAAUAGCUCGAGCAAUCUUUUCACUCGCCCGCAAGCUGUCACCUUGUAUCGUUUUCAUCGAUGAAGCGGAUUCCUUCCUCGCCAAACGCAAAGACGAUGACAAACACCACGAACGUUCUAUGAUCAACCAGUUCCUGCGAGAAUGGGACGGGAUGGCGGCCGGUAACGGUGACGCUGCCUUUAUUUUGCUGGCCACAAAUCGUCCCUACGAUCUCGAAACCGCCGUGCUUCGUCGUGUGCCCGCAAGAUUUCUCAUGGACAUUCCGACGUCUGAGGCUAGAAAGGCCAUCUUACAAAUCCUCCUUAAGGAAGAGAAGCUGGGGCGCAAGGCCGACAUCGAGACUCUCGCCGGAAUGACAACAUCAUACACAGGCUCCGACCUCAAGAAUCUUUGCGUCGCAGCUGCGCUCACCUGUGUCAGCGAGGAAUAUGCAAACGCUGCCGCCCGCAAAGCCCCAACCCCGAAACGGCGCAUCAUCAAAAGAGAACAUUUCGACAAAGCGAUGCUGACGGUCAAGCCGACUAUAACCACUCCGGCCGAUUUGUCCCGGCUCAGAAUGUUCGAUAAGAGACCCGGUGGAUUCUAGAGACGGGGAUGCUGGCUUGUGGUCUUUUUUUUCCCUGUUCACCUGUUUUUUUUCCCUGAUUGUUUCCUGGGUUCGACUUUCCUAUGCACGCUCGAUCUGUUUGCAGUCGGUGUAGAAUUUGAAGAGAGAAUUGGGCGUGGUGAUUUAAUAUUACUUUGCCAUCCAUCCACAGUACACAAAGCCUGG
Tricharina praecox is the source of this 1836-nucleotide messenger RNA. Its product is annotated as P-loop containing nucleoside triphosphate hydrolase protein. The coding region runs from base 343 to 1650 and encodes 435 amino acids. The record is from RefSeq and is a predicted model, not a curated record. The transcript has 2 exons. Gene Ontology annotation, cellular component: mitochondrial outer membrane. Gene Ontology annotation, molecular function: ATP hydrolysis activity; ATP binding. NCBI's taxonomy places the organism in Eukaryota, Fungi, Ascomycota, Pezizomycetes, Pezizales, Pyronemataceae.